Zonotrichia leucophrys gambelii is the source of this 2639-nucleotide messenger RNA. It is a transcript of the gene INSYN2B, whose product is annotated as inhibitory synaptic factor family member 2B. The record is from RefSeq and is a predicted model, not a curated record. The transcript has 5 exons. The coding region runs from base 957 to 2633 and encodes 558 amino acids. NCBI's taxonomy places the organism in Eukaryota, Metazoa, Chordata, Aves, Passeriformes, Passerellidae.
UCCGAGCUGCUGGGCUUUAUUUAUUUAUUCCUACGCGAGCAGACCCAGCGCACCUCUUGCAUACAAAGAGUGAAAUUACAACCUAAAGGACCUAUCGUACCUUCUUUUGGAGUAACCUUAGUGCUAGUGAGAGCCUUGCCUACUUUUUAAGGCUAAGAAGACUCAUUUUCUGCAGGUAAACCAAAAGCUUUCAGGAAACAUUUUCUGCUCUUCUGCUUUUUCUGGUUAUUCAGCCUGGACCUCUGUCCUGUUUACAGAGCUGAGGCAAGCCCUUGGACAUGAUCUGCCUUGUGUUUGCAAGAAUGGCAGUAACAACUACACAUCAGUGACUUUUCUCACUGAAUCCCUCUGGAUGCUGUAUUUUUCCCUGGUCAUAAGUGGUGACAUUUUCCUUACCUCUUUGGGAAGAUUAGUUUCAACAGGACAUUAAAAAGAUGGCUGAGGAAGAAAAGCGAUCUCUAAAGAAAGCAAUUCAGUUUGGUAUUAAUGGAUAUAUUCCAUCAGUACAACUAUGCAUCAGAAAUGAAAAUGCCCUCAGAAAUUAUCAUGCUUGUUUAGACAGCAUGCAAAUAAAACACAUGUGACUGGUCCAUCAGAAAAAAAGAGCUGGAUCCCCAAUGGAGAGCUGCUGUCAAAUGAGAGCCUCCAGGAAAGCCAUAGACUCAACCUUACCUUUAAAUUAGUUACCUGAAACAGCCUGUUGCAAUUUUGUAAUACAAAGACCAUGUUAGCUGCAGGUAAAAGGAUUUCUGCAUUCCCAAGCUACAAGAAAUAUUUCCUUAAAUUUUAUAUUUAAUUUAUCUUACUUUUGGUCUAAUCAGCAAUUAAAUUUGAAAGAGGAUCCCUGAAGAGAACAUGCCAGUUGAAAAUAUACAUAAUAACAAGGAGAAGAAUGCUAAGCUCCAGGAGUAAGGUGUUAAUUUGUAUCUUAGGAACAAUAUUAACAUACAGGUCAAAUGUCAAAUGAAAUGGGUCGCAAAGAAACACGUUACUUACAGACUUUAAAUUGUGAUUCAAUGGCCCAGCAAAACAUGAAAAUGAGACCGGUGCUCCUGAAAAGGAACAGUCUGGACUCAGCAGAUUUUCUGAGGCACCCCCAGCACCGCAGGACCAAAUCCCAGCAGGUGCGCUUCAAGGACGAUGGUGUCAGCAGCAAGGCAGAGCUGGAGGCCAGUCCUGCCCCACACACAGCACUCACUACUGGCAAAACUGAAAUAUUUAGGGAUCACAAUUUUUUGCUAACUCAGUCUCCAACUUUUCCAAGGGCUCACAAGGGGCUUCGGAAUAUUGCCAUACAAACUUCUCCCAGCCUCAGGAAACACUUCCCUGUUUUUAAAAGGAAAAAGCUGACAGUAAGCAAAUCACUGACAGAAAUGCCAGCAGAGCCUGCAAACUCUAUCCAGGUAAAUGGCAACCUUUGUGAACCAGACAUUCUGUCCUCAGAGCUCUGCUACCUGAGGAUAAGUCAUCACUUGGAGGAUGGCUGCAGGAAUAGUGAGGUGGGCUUGGGUCAGAGGUCAUCAAAAGCACAAAGCAAUGGACCGAGGUACUCGGGGGAUUUCUCAGAGUCAGACAAGACAACUGCGUCCACACAGGUGCCUGAAUACAUUCAUGUGAGUUUCCCACAGGACAGAAACGUUCCCCUGGAUGCACCAGACACAGCCACAGCUUCAAGUAACUCACUGCAUUCUUCUACUGUCAUCAACAGCCACGAAAGUCAUGAAAACAGCACACUGUCAUCUGAUUCUGACAGAGCAGAGCCUUGCCUGAGCAACUCUGGGAACUGCAGUGAAUGUAACCCCCACUCUGCUGCUCCUGAAGAGCAGAAAAUUGAUUCUGAGCUGCCUGCAGCCAGCAGAGAUGCCAGCAGUAAGGAAGCUACUCCACUGUCACCCCCAUCAAACCACAGCUCAUCUCCUUGUUUCCUCAGAGACUGUCACCAGGCAGGAGAGCACAAGCCAGGUUCCAGCUGUGUGACACUCCCAAGUGAUGAUCACCCACCAGUGUCAGUGCCCAGCACCAAUGCAUCAAAUCCAUGUAACACUGAAAUCCAGAACAAUUCCACCCAGUCAGAUGUUUCCCAGUGUAACAGCUGUGCAGAAGGAUUUCACACAAAGUCUUAUCCGCCAAGGAAUGAAAUAAAUCCACAAAGCAACAAAGAGAUUAAUGAAAUCAAUCAAAUUCACUUGGCACAUGGAGAACUCUCUGCCCUACAAGGCAGGCUGCAGUCUGUAGAGGAAUCCUUACAGUCCAACCAGGAGAAGAUUAAAGUCCUUUUGAAUGUAAUCCAAGACCUGGAAAAAUCCAGAGCCCUCAGUGAAGGGAGGAAUUUCUACCACACUGGGCAGGACCUCAACAACUGCAGCACCUGCCAGAACACAGCGUGCAUCAUCUACAGUGUAGAAUAUGACUUCAGACAACAAGAAGGAAGAUUUCAUCAGAUUUUGAAAACACUGGACAAUGCAGAGCAAAAUGCAGCUUCAGCUUCACCUCAGAAGCCACCACCUGAUCCUCCAGCUCCCGAGAAAAAGGAGUUAAGGAGAAAGACCAAAAAGCUUCUAGCUUCAGAAGAUAGUCUAACAACCAACUGCAACAUGUGCUUUUUCAGAUCAUACUUCUCUUUGCAAGGAUGACAUGGG